AAUGUUUUGAGCUGUAGUCGCUCUAAGUUUGUUCAGUGGUUCUUAACUUUAGAACUUGUGUUCUGAACUGUGAUCAAAUCAUUAUGUAAUCAGAGGUAGCCGUGAUGUUUACAACUUUAAAAUACCGUGGUUAAUCGCUAUCCGAUAUACAUGUACCUCAUUGCGGGGUUGUUACCGAUUAGGAAUAACAUGAUUGGAUUUCUUUACCCUAGAACAGACAUCACAUAGUCUUUUUUACCAUCUGAAGUCGCUAAUUUUUACAUUCUUAUUUUGUACGAUGAUAGUUGUCGCAACAAAAACUAUAAUUGGGUUACAUUCUUUUGUGCUCCGUUUGUAAAGUUCCACUAGUCUACAGCGGAAACCGUCUUGAACUAAGCAUCCUUUUUACAGACUCGAUUGUGUCAUGAAACACACUCGGUAGUUACAUAUCUGUGAAGACUAUAGCAAGUUAAUUGUGUGGCUUGAAUGUGAAACUUAAGCCACCCAAUAAUGUUCGCCGCCGACGAACAAACCGAACAAUUCAAGAACUCAAAGCAGAAGGGAAGUGUGUUGCGUAUAGACCACAGCAAGGUUCACUUCGCGAAUGAAAGAUUAUCAGAAAACUUACAUUUCGACAUAAACGAAUUGGCAUCUAAUAAACACAAACAAUGGAUGAGCCGAACUUCAGAAAUUAAAGAAAUUAAAGAAACUUUGCAAAAUUAUAAUACUAUCCAAGGAGAAUCUAGUUUAAAGAAGAGGAAAAAUUUACCACCCAGACCUUACACAUCGUCUGCUUAUAUCUGUAAACGAGGGAAAAUUGGUCAAGCGGGAAACCUAACGAAGUUGGGUCCUAAUAUCCGAAUACCGCAGAUCGAUGAUGAUGCCAAUAGUUUGUCUGAAGAUUCCGAUGAUAGUUCCUUUAUUGACGACGACCCUUUCAGCAAAAAAAGAGUCAAAUCGGCUCCAGCCCCAACAGCGUCUCAAGAAGGUCAUUCUAAUAACACAAACGGUGCCCAUGAUGAAGAGAAACCACAAAUCAGUCAAUCUGGCCCACGGAAAGCCUUCACGAAACGAUCUUCACCUUCCCCUGCGUUUUUCAUACAAACAAAAUCUAAGACCUUUAAGGCCCCAGACAGUUCCGAAAAACGACCAAGAAGUACUCUAGUACCAGGGUAUUCGGCUAGGCGAGGACAGUCCGCAAAAACAGUUUCCUCGGUAACUAUCACGACUCCAUCGUACCAAGAUAAACGUGGACAAACAGCAAAGACGUCGACAUAUUCGUCGUCUGAAAAUCUUCUUGUUGAUCCCAAACCGAGAGGACGACGCCUUAAUGUAAUGUGUGAGCGAACGAGCAACAUUCUCUCCAGACGCCAGUUAAUAGCAAUGACCAACGUGGAUCGUCUGAUUGAUGAACGAAAAAGCGCCAAUCCCCGGGAGAUUUUACUAGAAGUUAACCGACUGUAUGCCCAAAAACUUGACCAGCGUGUACGUCUAUUUGUCGAAUCUCUGGAGAAGCUGAAAAAGAAGGAAGCAGAAAAAGAAUUAUUAAGAACAUUAAGAAUUAAAGAAACUUUUGAAUAGUCCAAGACUAGUGCUUAUAAUAGGCCUACUUUUUUGCCUAUACCCUACUAUUUAUAAUAUAAUAUUAUAAUUAUCACCAAUAA
Patella vulgata (common limpet) is the source of this 1643-nucleotide messenger RNA. RefSeq lists its product as uncharacterized. NCBI's taxonomy places the organism in Eukaryota, Metazoa, Mollusca, Gastropoda, Patellidae. Bases 490 to 1560 code for a protein of 356 amino acids. The record is from RefSeq and is a predicted model, not a curated record. The transcript has a single exon.